Messenger RNA from Podarcis muralis (Common wall lizard), 2044 nucleotides. RefSeq names its product proline and serine rich coiled-coil 1 (gene PSRC1). NCBI's taxonomy places the organism in Eukaryota, Metazoa, Chordata, Lepidosauria, Squamata, Lacertidae. The record is from RefSeq and is a predicted model, not a curated record. Gene Ontology annotation, biological process: mitotic metaphase chromosome alignment. Gene Ontology annotation, cellular component: microtubule cytoskeleton; spindle microtubule; spindle pole. Gene Ontology annotation, molecular function: microtubule binding.
CCUUAUAUCCCAUAAGGACUGUUAUUGCUGCUAACCAGGCUAUCCUUGCUACAAUUCAGAAAGCUGUUUCUAAGUAGGUUACAAAUGGAAAUAGGAUAUGGGAAGUAGGGGGAGUGGAGGGAGAGGAACAGCAGGUGAGAAAAUGCAGAGAGAAAAAUACAAAUCUGCAGCUUCUAAAAAAAAUGUACCAAAUUAGGUUUCUAGUAAUGAACUACAGAAAAAUGUUGUAUUUGUCUUUCUUUCACUGUUUGUUUGUUAACACUUUCUGGUAACCAAUUUGCAGCAUAAAUUUCACAAACCAAAUCAAACCCAAAACUUAUCAAGCCAAACCCAAACUCGUGCUAUUUUCAUGUAGGAUGGUUCCUGAAAAACAUGGAGUGGCCAAACGAAGUUUUGGGAACGGCAUCUUCAAUACCCAAGCAUUUUAACUGAGAAAACCUCAGUUCUACUGCAAGCCAGGAAUUACCUUUCAUUGGGAGGAUUCCGGCUUGUAUGGAGGUGGUAACUGUGGUGAUUCCUGCUUAAAGUUGGUAAUAUGAGCAGACAAGAGGAGGAGGAGGAGGUCUCUGGCAUUUGCCCCGCAGAAUCCAGUGAAAGGUGUGCGGCCCAGUCAACUGACACGAACUUUUUUGGGGGGGAGAGUGAAGGCAAGGCCUUGUUGUGGAGCCCUCUGAGUCCCGAAAAGCUAGAGGAGAUGAUGAGCGAAGCCAACAGGCUGGCUGCACUGAUGGAGGGGUGUGAGCUGCUGGAGAAGGAGAACGGCAGCUCUGAGACGAGGCUUGAGAUGGUUCCAGAUUUUGAACCUUUGCCCUCCAUUGAAUCUUUGCAUGCGGUGAGGAAGGACUCAAGGGCCCCCAGACGAAGGACAUUCAACGUGAGCAACAGCCCUCUGCAAGCCCUGCUGCCAACCGUGGGACCCGAAAGCUGCUGUUCUGUCAGUUCCCCCAAAGCUCCGCUUCCAGACAUGGGAAGUCCUACUUCCUGUGUUGCAGACCCACCUGUUCCCAAAAGACGCCAGAAUAAAUCAAAUGCCUGCAUCCCCAACACGCAGCUCCCCAAGAAAUCCCGGCCCAAUCAGCCACUCAAGUCACUGGCAGCAACAAAAUCUCUGGAUAUUAAAAAGACAAUUACCAGGUCCAGCAGGAAGGAAAGAUCAACUCCACCCACCCUUCCCACGCAGAAUAAGAAGCCCCUGCCAAGUCUGAGGCCUCCCCUUCAAACCAACAGGCAGGGACCUUGGAGGGAAACAGAGAAAUCUUCUGGCAAGGCCUCUUCUUCGGAGGGAUCCCAGCUUGGCCUUCAGGAUCCACCUAGCAAAGGUAAAAAACCAGUACCAUAUGCAAAAGCAAGGCUGGGCCCCAGGCUGGAUCCGCUGAAGACUGGUCCUGUGAAGAAGGCCUCUGUUGCUCCAGAAAAGGUGGCGCAUCUCCCAAAGGCAAAUGCAAGUCAGGUGACAAGUAUGGGUGGCAGCACCCCACAAUUGCAGGCCAGCUACAAGCCUCACAGCAGUUGUCGUGAGAUUCGAACCAGGAACACGGCCAAGUCUGGGCUGGCAAGCAGACUGCCGGUGUUAAACUCUAACACGCCUGCAUCUCAACAGACAGUCCCUUCUGGCACUUCCCAGAACAGCAGGCUGCGACUGCCCAAGAAGGCAACCUCUGGCAAGUCGAGCCUUGCAGUGAACAGAUCUGGGGCUGGAUGAGUGUGAAACCACGGAGCAUUGCCUGCUCUUUCCCUUUUAACGACAUUCCUGGGUGCUUUUAACGUAUGGCCCAAACUUGCAUGGUGAAGGAGGAGCUGCAGCCUGGGAGACUUUGCCAAGGCUUUGCUGACAGAGAGAACCACACCUCCAUGAUCACUGGCUGAGGGCUGGUGGGAAUUGGGAGCCAAAACGAUUACCUGGAGGGACUACAGGUCAGCCUUGUAGAACCUCUGCUAUAUGAUUAGGUAUGUCUGUCUGUACUGUGCUUAUGUUUGUUAAAAUAUAUACUUUUCUAAUAAAACAAAAUAAGCUUUUUAAAAAUAAAACCAAUGAGGAAACCUA